GAUUUUUAGUUUUGUCCUUUUGAUGUUGAUCAACAAAUCAACCUUAUGGUUAUGACCAUAAGUGAUGCACUGCAUGUACCACUUACUAAGAAACAGGAUGUGUCUAACCAUAACACAGUGACUCUGCAAGAACAUGUAGCAAGUAGCCUCUGGUUAAAAUACUUCCUGUUUGAUCAAAGUAGGUGUUAAGACUUUGACAAGCUGGCAUUCAAAACGCACAGAAAGACUGAGCACUCAUAGGGGUAGGACGAUAAGAAACUCAGUUUGGACCAGAAUAUGGCUGAGGUGAUUUACACCAUGCCCAACAUGGCCAGGAACACACAAGGAGAGAGAGAGGAGAGGAUAGUGGAGAUCUACGCUACCAGUGAGAGCCUCGGAGAUCAACACCAGGACUAUGUGGGGACAGAGGAGUCCUCCAAUACUCUGGGAACAGUAAGAAGUCAGCAGCCGGUCCCUGUGAGCCCUCCUCGGUGUCCGAUCAGGGCUGUGGUGGUGCUUCUGGGCCUGCUGUCUGUUGCCCUGCUGGCUGGACUGCUUCGGUUUGUAAUGCAACACAAAACCGUAUGCAUGGACAGAGACGUGGACCAACUUCUCCAUAGGCUGAAGAAUGUGACAGAGCAGAGAGACUCACUGCUUUGUAAACAGGACUGUCCACGUGGUUGGGAUAAGUUUGGUUGCAAAUGUUACCAGGUUACCAGAGUGUGGGGAUCCUGGAAUACAAUCAGGAAGCUCUGUGUUUCCCACAAAGCAGAUCUGGUGGUGGUGGACGGUAAAGAGGAGAUGGACUUCAUUAGCAGGUACGGCGGGGACACCUGGCUCGGAGCGACAGAUGAGGCCAGUGAAGGGUUGUGGAGAUGGGUUGAUGGGACCGUCCUGUCAGCGGAUAACCCCUCCUGGAGUGGAGGAAAACCUGAUGGUGGCAAGGACAAGAACUGCUUAAGGAGGGACUGGGGGUAUCCCAACAUUAAAUGGACAGAUGAGAGCUGUGAAGCCUCAAAGUAUGGGCUUUGUGAACAUAAUUUAUGGAAAUUAUGGAUGAAAACAUUUCUUUGUCUGACUGAUGUGUUUCUUUGACUAUUUUUUUAUCUUAAUGCCAACUAACAUUUGUUGUUUUGUUUCAUACUUGUUGAGUUCUGCCAUUCGAUCAGAGCUGUGAUUGGCCGCAAGGUAUUUUCUCCUUAAAAGGAGAUGACAUGAAGACUUCCCUGGUCACUGCAGGAGCUGUACAUAGAUGCUGCUCUUGGUACAUUAUUUUUUCAAUGUUUCCACAGUUGCUCUCUGUGUUGGAGGCUGAGGUUAGGCGGUAAAGAGUCAUGACAGUCAUUGGCUGGUUUUCAGUUGCUGCAAACCACACUAGUUCUCUAUUUAGGGCUGCAUUUGCUGGCUUUGCCCCUUCAGCUUAUUUAAUAUUUUUUCCAUUGAAAUGUAUCUCGACUUUGUCACCAUACAGUGAUCACUAUAAAACACUUGUGUAUAAAUUAUCUGUUGGUUCUACGGUGUUCAGAGAGAACAGUAGACUUGCGUCUUGGUGUCUGAAUGGACUUGUAGGUCUGCACUUAGUUUUGCGUUACUGGAUGAACACUUUUGAAGGUACAUAUGAAUAUGCAUACAUGCAUUCUCACACAUAGUCAUUUGUAAAUUUCAUACGUACAUUUUGUGUCCAUUCAGCUGUGUUUGCUGUAGUGAAUUGUACCUUUUAUUAAAGCAGCUCUUGAUUAAUAUG
Messenger RNA from Gadus morhua (Atlantic cod), 1723 nucleotides. Its product is annotated as CD209 antigen-like protein D. Bases 277 to 1074 code for a protein of 265 amino acids. The transcript has a single exon. The record is from RefSeq and is a predicted model, not a curated record. Lineage: Eukaryota; Metazoa; Chordata; Actinopteri; Gadiformes; Gadidae.